Seminavis robusta is the source of this 660-nucleotide messenger RNA. Lineage: Eukaryota; Bacillariophyta; Bacillariophyceae; Naviculales; Naviculaceae. The record is from the annotation of a GenBank genome assembly.
AUGAGCCCUUUUGCGUUUUAUGCAGUUGUUGUCCUCAUUACUACUUGCAUCGCCGCCGUUGUUGUCCAGCCAAAGAAAGAAAGUACCCCCAUGACAUCGCCACUCCGACAAGCUGUGCAAUGCAAGUGUGGCAAAGUCCAGCUAGCGAUUGAUUCGCCGUCAGCGUUGCGAUUCGUUUGUUACAGCAAGGACUAUCGCGGAUAUUAUAAUUCGUUGAACGAGCUAGCCAAAGAGAAGAAUAAGGAACCAAAUGCCGUUUUGGAUUCGUGGGGUGGCGUCGACCUCACUCAGAUUUACCCUAGCGAGAUUUCCGUGAAGGAAGGGUCGAACCUGUUGACCCCCACGUUGAUUCGAGAAGGAUCUCCGGUUCGCCGUGUGUAUGCCAGUUGUUGCGACACUCCCAUGUUUGACAUUGGCAGUGCCGCGGCGCUGAUCAACACGGAUCUUUUGGAGGAGACCAACAAGCCUGCGGUCAAGUUCCGCAUCCUCGGACGCCACGCCCUUUCCAAUGACAAGGAAAAGGCUCCUCCCAAUAUGAGUUGGUCCGUCCCAUUUGGCUGGUUCUGGACCAUGCCUGGACGAAUACAGAAAGACAAGAUGGAACCAACCCCCAUUGACCUGAGCUCUCCUCAGAUUUUGAAAAACUUUAAGGAGGGUUAG